UACAGUGAAAGCCUCGCACUGAGUUUCACUUUCUCCAGGUUUUACCGACCGCAAAAGGAAGGAGACAGAGGGAAGAGUUAAACAGGUAGAGAACUUGGUUCAGCUCAGGAUGUCCACGACCAAGGAAGAGCACAGAAAGCUGGAGGAUCACCGGAGGUUGCAGCGAAAAGCACCUUGUCAGACACCGGAGUCUGGUCUCCAAGUUGGCGCGUAAGCCUGAUUUCUGGGUCCUUAUAAAAGGACCAUAUAAGACCAAAAUGCAUCGCCAUCACACAACCAAUUGAUAUGCUGGCAUCUUAGCUUGGCCUUGCUGAGGCGGAGGAAAAAGAAGAGGAGCUGUUGUAAUUUCCACAUCUAACAGCUUCUGGCUGUUUCACAACUUGUGGGUUUGAGGCCUGUUCUUGGGGAGGUUUAAAAGAGAAUUGCAAUCCAGCCUGGCAGGCCAUGCACAAGGAAUUUGGCUUAGGCUGCAGUGGUGCUGGAAGUCCUGAUAUGACAGAAGAAGCAGGUCUUUGAAGCUACUUUGGGGUUAAUAAGUGGUGCCCUCAAGAGGCAAAGAAUCCCCCUCUCCGUUCUGGUUUGGGACACUACAUCUGGAAGGGAAACACUGAGGCAGACACAAGCAUCCAAGGAUAUUGGUUCAUUGCCUGCUUCUUGCGAUUCCUUGAGAAAGGUGGGUGCUUCUCAUUGACUGUAACUGCUUCCCUUUUGUCUGGGUACCACACUGGAGGUACCUGACAUUUGGAGGAGUGAAGUAUCUGUCAACACCAUAGAUGCCCUUAAACUAGAUCACCUGCUGCAAAUGGAUCAGUGAUUUUCCUUGAUCUUCUGUUGACGCUUUUUUCAGAACGUUGCCUCCAAAGUGUAUCCUCCCUUUGGUCUGGAAGUUCUGUUGCUGCCCUGUACCUCUGGGGUCUACGUUUUCCAGUCGGAAGGGGACUAUAAGGAGAAAGGUAAGGGUUGUUGGAAGAGGAGAAGAAGAAAAAAAAGAGCUAGUGGAGGGCGCAACGCUCCCACUCGGGCCUAUACCCUUGCCCUACUUGCCCUUGGGACCCUUAUUUCUUCAUCACGGUGUCCAGGACCAUUUUGACCCUGUCGGCCCCGGCACCCCCCCGCCGCACCCCAGCCCCGAGCAUGGGGACGGCGCUUCUCCAGCGCGGGGGUUGCUUUCUGCUNUGCCUCUCGCUGCUGCUCCUGGGCUGCUGGGCAGAGCUGGGCAGCGGGCUGGAGUUCCCGGGCGCUGAGGGCCAGUGGACGCGCUUCCCCAAGUGGAAUGCCUGCUGCGAGAGCGAGAUGAGCUUCCAGCUCAAGACGCGCAGCGCCCGCGGCCUGGUCCUCUACUUCGACGACGAGGGCUUCUGCGACUUUCUGGAGCUGAUCCUCACCCGUGGUGGCCGCCUGCAGCUCAGCUUCUCCAUUUUCUGUGCCGAGCCCGCCACGCUACUGGCCGACACUCCGGUCAACGACGGCGCCUGGCACCACGUGCGCAUCCGUCGCCAAUUCCGAAACACCACGCUCUUCAUCGACCAGGUGGAGGCCAAGUGGGUGGAAGUGAAGUCCAAGCGCAGGGACAUGACGGUGUUCAGUGGCCUCUUCGUGGGUGGACUGCCCCCGGAACUGCGGGCCGCGGCACUCAAGCUCACAUUGGCCUCGGUGAGGGAGCGAGAGCCCUUCAAAGGGUGGAUUCGCGACGUGAGGGUCAAUUCCUCCCAGGCCCUGCCAGUGGACAGCGGGGAGGUGAAGCUGGACGAUGAACCGCCCAACAGCGGCGGUGGGAGCCCGUGCGAGGCUGGCGAGGAGGGCGAGGGCGGGGUGUGCCUCAAUGGAGGCGUGUGCUCUGUGGUGGACGACCAGGCGGUGUGCGACUGCUCGAGGACCGGCUUCCGUGGCAAGGACUGCAGCCAAGAAGACAACAAUGUGGAAGGUCUGGCGCACCUGAUGAUGGGCGACCAAGGUAAAAGUAAAGCAUCCAUGGUGCCCAGCCAUUUACCACACCUUUCUUCAGGAAAAGAAGAAUACAUUGCCACUUUCAAGGGAUCUGAAUACUUCUGCUACGACUUGUCUCAAAACCCCAUUCAAAGCAGCAGCGAUGAAAUAACUCUGUCCUUUAAAACCCUUCAGAGGAAUGGACUCAUGCUUCACACCGGGAAAUCAGCAGAUUAUGUCAAUCUUGCCCUGAAAAAUGGAGCUGUCUCUCUGGUCAUUAAUUUGGGAUCAGGGGCCUUUGAAGCACUAGUGGAGCCCGUGAAUGGAAAGUUUAAUGAUAAUGCCUGGCAUGAUGUGAAAGUCACCAGGAAUCUGCGUCAGCACUCAGGCAUUGGACACGCUAUGGUAAACAAACUACAUUGUUCGGUGACAAUAUCAGUGGAUGGGAUUCUUACCACAACGGGCUACACGCAAGAAGAUUAUACCAUGCUGGGUUCUGAUGACUUUUUCUAUGUUGGAGGCAGUCCCAGCACAGCCGACCUCCCAGGGUCACCAGUCAGUAACAACUUUAUGGGCUGUCUCAAAGAGGUUGUAUAUAAAAAUAAUGAUGUAAGGCUGGAAUUAUCUCGACUUGCCAAGCAAGGAGAUCCCAAGAUGAAGAUCCAUGGAGUGGUGGCAUUUAAAUGUGAAAAUGUCGCAACUUUGGACCCAAUCACUUUUGAAACUCCAGAGUCUUUUAUCUCUUUGCCAAAAUGGAAUGCAAAGAAAACAGGCUCCAUAUCCUUUGAUUUCCGUACAACAGAGCCAAAUGGCCUCAUUUUAUUCAGUCAUGGCAAGCCAAGACAUCAAAAAGAUGCCAAGCACCCACAGAUGAUAAAGGUUGACUUCUUUGCCAUUGAGAUAAAUCUAAUCUUGAAUUUGGCAAAUGACAAAUUUCAGGGUUCUUGUAUUCUCAACUAUAUCUCAUGUCAUUGGACAUCUGGAGAAAUGUCUGCCCUCCAGGAGUUCACCCUUAAGCAGAUGAAAGAGAGAAAGGGAAUAAUUAAAACACUUUGUGCUCUGUUGAAACCUCUGUAUUCUCUUGUCUUGGCAACAGGUACCAUUUCUGUCAACACGCUGCGCACACCCUACACUGCUCCUGGAGAGAGUGAGAUCUUGGACUUGGAUGAUGAAUUGUACCUGGGGGGCUUACCAGAAAAUAAGGCUGGCCUUGUGUUUCCCACCGAGGUGUGGACUGCUCUGCUCAACUACGGCUACGUGGGCUGCAUCAGGGAUUUGUUCAUUGAUGGCCAAAGCAAAGAUAUCCGGCAAAUGGCUGAAAUUCAAAGCACUGCUGGAGUGAAGCCCUCCUGCUCCAGGGAAACAGCAAAACCGUGCCUUAGCAAUCCUUGCAAAAAUAAUGGCAUGUGCAGGGACGGGUGGAACAGAUAUGUCUGUGAUUGUUCCGGAACAGGCUAUCUUGGCAGGUCCUGUGAGAGAGAGGCCACGGUUUUGAGCUAUGACGGGAGUAUGUUUAUGAAAAUCCAACUCCCGGUGGUGAUGCACACGGAAGCAGAGGACGUGUCCUUACGGUUCCGAUCCCAGCGUGCCUAUGGCAUUCUGAUGGCGACCACGUCCAGAGACUCCGCAGACACCCUCCGCCUGGAGCUAGACGCGGGGCGAGUGAAACUGACGGUCAAUCUAGAUUGUAUCAGGAUUAACUGUAAUUCCAGCAAAGGUCCCGAGACCCUUUUUGCUGGCUAUAACCUCAAUGAUAAUGAGUGGCACACUGUGCGUGUGGUUCGCCGAGGAAAAAGUUUGAAGUUAACGGUGGAUGAUCAACAGGCCAUGACAGGUCAAAUGGCAGGUGACCAUACAAGGCUGGAGUUCCAUAACAUAGAGACUGGCAUCAUCACAGAACGUCGGUAUCUUUCUUCUGUCCCCUCCAACUUCAUUGGACACCUGCAGAGCCUGACAUUUAAUGGAAUGGCAUACAUUGACUUGUGUAAAAAUGGUGACAUCGAUUAUUGUGAGCUCAAUGCCAGAUUUGGCUUCAGGAACAUCAUAGCAGACCCUGUCACAUUCAAGACCAAAUCGAGCUACGUUGCCUUAGCUACCCUGCAGGCCUACACUUCUAUGCAUCUUUUCUUCCAGUUCAAGACUACAUCCCUUGAUGGGCUAAUUCUAUAUAACAGUGGGGAUGGAAAUGACUUUAUCGUAGUUGAAUUAGUUAAAGGGUACUUACAUUAUGUGUUUGAUUUGGGAAAUGGUGCUAACCUCAUCAAAGGGAGUUCUAAUAAACCACUCAAUGACAAUCAGUGGCACAACGUGAUGAUAUCAAGGGACACCAGCAAUCUCCACACUGUAAAGAUUGACACAAAAAUCACAACCCAGAUCACCGCAGGAGCCAGGAAUUUAGACCUGAAGAGUGACUUGUAUAUAGGAGGAGUAGCUAAAGAAACAUACAAAUCCUUGCCAAAACUCGUCCAUGCCAAGGAAGGCUUUCAAGGCUGCCUGGCAUCGGUUGAUUUAAAUGGACGGCUUCCGGACCUCAUCUCAGAUGCUCUUUUCUGCAAUGGACAGAUUGAGAGAGGAUGUGAAGGGCCCAGCACAACCUGCCAAGAGGACUCAUGUUCCAAUCAAGGUGUCUGCUUACAGCAGUGGGAUGGCUUCAGCUGUGACUGUAGCAUGACUUCCUUCAGUGGGCCACUCUGCAAUGACCCUGGGACAACGUAUAUCUUUAGCAAAGGUGGAGGACAAAUCACGUAUAAGUGGCCUCCUAAUGACCGUCCAAGUACGAGAGCAGACAGACUGGCCAUAGGGUUUAGCACUGUUCAGAAAGAAGCAGUCCUGGUGAGGAUUGGAUCUUCACUUGGCUUGUUAGAUUACUUAAAGUUAAAUUUGCACCAAGGAAAAAUUGGAGUUAAGUUUAAUGUCGGGACAGAUGACAUCGCUAUUGAAGAGUCCAAUGCAAUCAUUAAUGAUGGGAAGUACCAUGUGGUCCGUUUCACGAGGAGUGGUGGCAAUGCCACGUUACAGGUGGACAGCUGGCCAGUGAUCGAGCGCUACCCAGCAGGAAACAAUGAUAACGAGCGCCUGGCGAUUGCUAGACAGCGAAUUCCAUAUCGACUUGGUCGAGUAGUUGAUGAAUGGCUACUCGACAAAGGGCGUCAGCUCACAAUCUUCAAUAGCCAAGCAACCAUAAUAAUUGGCGGGAAAGAGCAGGGCCAGCCCUUCCAGGGCCAGCUCUCUGGGCUUUACUACAAUGGCUUGAAAGUUCUGAAUAUGGCAGCCGAAAACGAUGCCAACAUCGCCAUAGUGGGAAAUGUGAGACUGGUUGGUGAAGUGCCUUCCUCUAUGACAACUGAGUCGACAGCCACUGCCAUGCAGUCAGAGAUGUCCACAUCAAUUAUGGAGACCACCACGACCCUGGCGACUAGCACAGCUAGAAGAGGAAAGCCACCUACGAAAGAACCCAUCAGCCAGACCACAGAUGACAUCCUUGUGGCCUCAGCAGAGUGUCCCAGCGAUGAUGAGGACAUUGACCCCUGUGAGCCGAGCUCAGGUGGGUUAGCCAACCCCACCCGAGUAGGAGGGAGAGAGCCGUACCCAGGCUCUGCAGAAGUGAUCCGGGAGUCCAGCAGUACCACGGGCAUGGUCGUCGGGAUAGUAGCUGCAGCUGCCCUAUGCAUCCUCAUCCUCCUCUAUGCCAUGUACAAGUACAGGAACCGGGAUGAAGGCUCAUACCAUGUGGAUGAGAGUCGAAACUACAUCAGUAACUCAGCACAGUCUAACGGGGCUGUGGUAAAGGAGAAACAACCCAGCAGUGCGAAAAGCGCCAACAAAAAUAAGAAAAACAAGGAUAAAGAGUAUUACGUCUGAUCCCAAGAUCUUAAAAGGACACUUGUAUAGAAAUAGUCUUCAUUUUAUCUGAGACAUAAUAUAAACUUAUUUACUUUCCUUUUUAUGAAGCACAUACAAAAGAAGACAGGGAAUGCAAUCAGGAAGGAAAGACUGUUUUUAAAAAAAAACAAAAACAAGUAUCUCAUGCUCUUGUUUCUCAAAAAACAAAACAAAAAAAAAAAAAGAAAAAAAAAAACAGGGGCCAAUAAAUUCCCUAACAUCCGCAGUGUUUUCAUUUACUCUGCCUGUCUUUAUGUUGCUGGAACAUUUCUAAAAGACAGUGAUGACCGCACGCAUUCAUAAAGCAAAGGAGUAUUACAAAAUCAAGGCACAACACAAAAACAACACAAAACAUAACACAAAAAAAAGAAGCUACCUAUGAUCCUGGAUUUAGCCAAAGUGCUAGCGCUUUCCUGAGAAGUCAGUUAGUCCCAUUGCCAGAGAAGACUGUCAUUUUGAGUGACUCAACCUGCAAUCCUUUAAGAGUUUGCCGCCUGGUGCAACUGGAGCAGUGGUUGGAACUUGCAUUUGAAACAAAGUGCUGGCUUUUUUGAAGACUUGUGUAGGAACACAUUCAAAAAGCCCCUUUCUGGUUGUAAGAGAAAAAAAAAAUACGGAGGCCUUAUUUUCAAAAAUGUGAAAUAUAAGGCACAUUUUCACACUCAAAUUUCAAAAAGAAAAACAAGAGGGCAUAGAUGCAAUCAUUGGGAAAUUUUCAUGCACGCUUACUAUGUUAUUACAUAUGUUUAUAUAAAAUCCAUCUCUGUGUGCUUUCUGGACUGUGAUAAGUGAUGUUUUAUAGCCUGUUGUAUAGAAAAUGCAAAAUAUAUCUGCUCUUCAGCCAUUUUUGGUAACUCAAUGUUAUAAGUGUUGCUAAAUAUAGGGAGUUUUAUGACAUCAGAGCAACAAUUAUUUCAGUCAAUUUUUUUUGCCACCAUUAUAAAUUGCCACACCUUUUUUUUUUAAAAAAAGAACAAUUACAGUGUAGUGUUUAUUCUAAGAAAGAUAUGUAUGAAUGUAUAUAAAAAGACUCAGCUACUUUUUUUCUUAUAUGUACAGCCUUCAUUCUGUUGCAAUUAAGUUUUAGUAUUUGUAUGAAAGGUGUGAAUUAGAAGGUAAAAUAUAUACACAAGUAUCUUACAAACUUUUCUCCCCAAAAUACUCACGUUCCCACAUACAUUCACAUUCUCAAUUACACAUACACACACACACACACACACACACACACACACACACACACACACACACAGGAGUCCAUCAGAUAUGAUAAAAGACCCAAACAUGCAUAUAGUCACAAAUAUUUACUGACAAAUUGAAAAGCAGGAAGGAAGAUAGUUGUGCCAAGGUAUUAUAAUAAGUGGGGUGAUUUGCUUUCUUGAGAUCUUGCUCCCAGGAAACCCCAAGAAGAUUUAAUCCCUAAUCAAACAGAAUACCACUGGUAUACUGCUGCAUGAAUAGGAACCGUUAUGUGGGCAGGUAACAGAAGCAAAAUUGGUUGAUCUACACCUUAACUCUGGCUGCUGCAAUUAAAAAUUUUGUUUCCAACAAAAUAAUAUAUAUACAUAUAUAUAUAUUCUCUGAACCUGAUGUGCAUGAUAAAACUUUUUGGAAAGUAAACAGUUUCUCAACUAAAAAAGUAUUUUCAAUAAUUUUUGAUUCUGUAUUACUACCCAUUUAAAAUUGUUCUCUAUUUGUUGAUUAUUGACUAAAUUUUAACUUUUCUGGUUUUACAUCUAUAUCAUUAAAUAUAGUUUUAGUUUAACAUACAUUAAGUAUUAGGAAAGUAUAGAAUAUACACUUGUUUUGCAUAUUGUUUCAAUGAUGUUCAUAGCAAUAAAUUAUUAGUAUGAGAAAGUAAUGCAAAGGACAUGCAUUAUUGGAUUGCAAGGAGAUGCAUCAGUAAAACUUGGUCACAUUACUUGAAUGUGUCCUAGAAGAAUGAUUCUAGAUUUCAUAGGAAAGAAUACCUUUACAAUUAGCUUUAAUCAGCAAGGGCAAAAAAUGCAAAACAUCUUUUGUGACAUUUUAGUUGAUAUAAAAAUGCCAAUAAGUGGCUUGAACUUCAGACAUACAGUACCUUAGAAAUAUGUAUAAUUCAUAGCAAAUCACCACUACCUAUGGUUGCCAAGUAAUUGUGUAAGAAGAGUCUUAAAGGCUUUACAUGACCCAGAAAGUAGAUGCUAAAACUAAAAUUUGAUAUCCCUUCUGUUUCAGGUUUUACUUCUUUUUAAUUUGCCAGGUUAAAGAAUUCACAAGUCUUUUUUUUUUGUUCCUCCCCUCUCUUUCAGUCUUACUCAGGGAAAGCCAGAAAAAUAAAAGGGAAUAUAAAAACACUCAUCUACAACUAAAGGUUAAAAAAAUAUGGUUGCUUUAAUAUUUAAUCUAUUGAACUUGAACUAGUUUCAUCUAGAGAGAGUCUAAAAUAUGAUAGCAAAUAAAUUGAACAGUGGUAUUUUUAAGCAGUAUAUUUGUGAAUCAUGAUGUUUGGGAUUAAUUUCAGUGUUUCUUCCCAGAAUAAAUUUUAAAAUUUCAUACAAUGAUGCAAUCUAAUAUUGCCAGUAAAAAUAUUUCUAAUGUUAUUGGUCUACAUGAAAUCUAGCAGUUUUCUUCCUGAAUGGAGAAAGAAAAGAGAGGAACAUGAGUUAGGGAGAGAAAGAGACUUGAAUACAAUCCAAGUAUCUUCAUACCAAAUGUAUCAGGGUUCAUGCAUAAUUUGUAAUUAGUAGAGAAUUUCACACUACCUGGCAUAAAUUUGAUUACAUCUCUAGACUGUAACUUUUCUGAUUGAGUAUGCUUCUUUUAUAUCCAUGUAAUAUGUUGCCUUUAAAAAAAAAACAACUACUACAAUAAUGUGUGAGGUGGUCAAUCCCUAUGACAUCAAAGAAAGGCCACAUGAUCUUACCCUUCUAGUGCUUUGUGUGAUUGGGUAUCUAAGGGGUUUGUUUUGUUUUGUUUUUCUGUUGCAAGGCCAAUUUAUCCAUUAUUGGAAAUGCUAAGCAAGUGGAAUUUACUGUUUUGUUAAUAAAAUAUUUCUUAAUACAA
Molecule: messenger RNA, 8850 nt
Organism: Ictidomys tridecemlineatus (thirteen-lined ground squirrel)
Lineage: Eukaryota; Metazoa; Chordata; Mammalia; Rodentia; Sciuridae
Source: RefSeq, a predicted model, not a curated record